AUGCGUGAUAUUUCAUUAUCUAAGCGUAGAAAUCUUUUAUCUUUAUCUCGUGCGUUGGGAAUUAGCAAGACAUCGUUGUUUAGAUAUGUAAAAGAAGGAGUUUUGCAUUGUCAUUCAAGCGCAUUAAAACCACACUUGAAAGAUGAUAAUAUGAAAGAACGACUUAGAUUUUGUUUGUCUAUACUUGAGGAAAGUAGCAUUCCUCAUGAUCCAAAGUUUAAGUCCAUGCACAACAUAGUGCAUAUUGACGAAAAAUGGUUUUACAUUUCUAAGAAAUCUACAAACUAUUAUCUUCUUGCAAAUGAGGCUGACCCAUAUCACGUGUAA
This is a messenger RNA of Lathyrus sativus (Indian pea), 327 nucleotides long. Lineage: Eukaryota; Viridiplantae; Streptophyta; Magnoliopsida; Fabales; Fabaceae. The record is from the annotation of a GenBank genome assembly.